CAUUUCGCAUCAAUCGCAUGCUGUAUAAAGACGGCAUGUUUCACGUGUAAGUCACGGCAUCACAUACCUCAUGAAUGGUGUAAGAUUUCACGUGAACAAUGCUUUAUAAUUUAGAUUAGUGUGACAAUAUUGCGCUAGUCACUUCUUUUAUCACUUGCGCUAGUCGCGGUGUCGUCUUUCAUUUUACAUGUAUCUGAGCUUGUUUUAGUGUCGUAUUGCACGUUCGGUUAAUUAGUGGAGGAAUAACAGAAGUCUUGUCCAAGACAUACAUCGACUGUGAUUCUGGGUUUUUCCAACCUCAACAAUAUGCAAGUUCUGGAGGAGAAUGACUCAUGUCUAGUAGACAUCACAUCCCCAAAGAAUUCUUUCAGCAACUGUGACUCUAUCAAAUAUUCAUCUGCUUUAUCAAUCUGUGACAGUGAGUUAUUGUGCCGUAUUUGUCGAGACAAUGACAACAAUCAAGAUUUAUUGUCACACUGUCAAUGUAAAGGUUCCAUUGGCUUUGUUCAUACAAGCUGUCUUUUAACAUGGAUAAAAAAAUCAGGAUUGGACACUUGUGAGUUAUGCCAUGAGAAGUAUGUUACGAUUUCACGAAUGAACAAACGAUUUUGGCAGUGGCAUUUACCAAGAAUUGGCGUAAAAGGAAGCUUCAAACUUCUCUUAUUUACUGGUUUUUUAUCUAUGUUUGUUGCAUUCACUACGUGGAUUCUUUGGUCACGGAUAAGCUCUUCAAAGGCAGCCAAACAAGAGCGAGCAAAAAGUGAAAUCAAAUACAGCUACAUUGUUUAUGGUGUUUUGGUUUUUGUCGCUAUGGUUGGCAUGUACGCUUUAAACUUUCGUUCAUUUACGAGUUACUUCAGAAAGUUCAUUGUCAUAAAUCAAGAAAUCACCGUCAUUCCGAAUGGAGAGAUAUGUACAGAGGAAACUGCAAAUGAUUCUUUAAGGCAACAAUGUGAAUUGAAACUACCACGGACGAAAAAAUAUCCCCGCAAGCAUGACCUACAAGUACUAAAUAAGACUCGUGUUCAAGUGCAAGUUGUUCAUAGUACAUUAUAUGGUUCUAAAUUACCUAGUGCGGAAGUCAAAGUAGUUUGAUUGCCAUAUUAUCAGUGUGUAAAUGCUAUCAAUUGGUUAUCAAAUGUGAGGCUUUUUAUACGCGUCAAAAAAAUCGAUAUUUGAGCAGUGUUGGAAAGUAGUUGUUCAUGUUUGUAACGAAGAAUAUUGUUUAUCACACGUUCUGUAAUUCUUAUUUCUAUAAAAUUCAAUAUACUUCACUCUUCAGUCGAUUAGAAAAAAUGAUACGUCCAGUGCAGAAUACUCCAUAGAAAAUUAUUUCUAUCUUGCACUUAUCUCCUUAACAAAACAUUUGAUUAGCAGCCUGAUUUAACCCUCCCCCGGCCUCCCCCUUUUUUAAACAUCGUCAUUAUUCUUAAAUAUAUAUUUAUGCAUGUCUAUGAAAAACUUUGCAAUUAAGUUAGACAAUGGAUUUCUUGGAUAGCCAAGGAAUCACGGCGGAUUGGUUUACCUAUGUAUUAUAAAUGCAUUCUGUUAAGAAUAAAAUUCAUUAAUGAUAUUAAUAUUCUGAAUGUAAGUUACAUACCUAGGUAAAUAUUAUAAAAGCAAAAUGUUGGACAUUUAUUUCAUAUUGGCAUGUUAAAAGUUAGUCGUUAUAAGUUUAUAACCAUAUCUUGAAACAUUUACUUCGUAAAAAUUGAAUUAAAUGAUAUGUUUUCUCGUA
Messenger RNA from Xenia sp. Carnegie-2017, 1738 nucleotides. RefSeq names its product E3 ubiquitin-protein ligase MARCHF4-like. The record is from RefSeq and is a predicted model, not a curated record. Lineage: Eukaryota; Metazoa; Cnidaria; Anthozoa; Malacalcyonacea; Xeniidae. The transcript is spliced from 3 exons. Gene Ontology annotation, biological process: protein ubiquitination. Gene Ontology annotation, molecular function: ubiquitin-protein transferase activity; zinc ion binding. The coding region runs from base 307 to 1095 and encodes 262 amino acids.